AUGACAAUUACACACAUCGUUAUGCUCAAGUACCCUGAGGGUACCUCCGAGGCUACCAUCAAGCAGACUCUCGAUGAUGCAAUCGCCUUGAAAUCGACCUGCCUCCAUCCUAAGACUGGGAAGCCGUAUAUACUCUCUGCAAAAGCAGGGCGUGAUAAUUCGCCCGAGGGCAUACAGAAUGGGUUCACGCAUCUCUUUGUGAUGGAGUUUGAGAAUGCGGAGGACAGGGACUAUUAUGUGGCGAAAGAUCCAGUGCAUCAAGGUUAUGUGAAGAUGUUGGGGGCGCUGCCGAUCGGAGCGGUCAUGGUGAUGGACUUUGAGGGCGGGUGUUAUUAG
Molecule: messenger RNA, 336 nt
Organism: Morchella sextelata
Lineage: Eukaryota; Fungi; Ascomycota; Pezizomycetes; Pezizales; Morchellaceae
Exons: 3
Coding region: 1-336 (111 amino acids)
Source: RefSeq, a predicted model, not a curated record